CAGGACUUUGCCCAGCCCCACCCACCCUUCAUUAAACUUCCUGCUCCAGCCCCUGCCUUCACCAUCUUGAUGUUUGGAAUUGAGGACUCAGGAUCCUUGCCAAAGAGGAGUCUCCCCAGCUCAGUAUAAAUGCUGGAGAGGCUGCUGAUCUGACAGACUACAGAACUUACUCAUGGCUGAACCCCAACUGGAUGUGAAGAAGCCCUCAGGUGAAUAUAAACAAGGAGGCUCAAAUCAACAGUUGCCAACUGACCCAGGUGAUAAUGCCAAACCUGAUGACACCUGCCCAGAGCUCGUACUUAAAGUCAGAAUUCAGAGCCACAAAGAAAAUGACUUCAUUGAAGUUGAACUGGAUAGACAAGAGUUGAGUUACCAAAAUCUACUACAAGUAAGCUGCUAUGAACUGGGGAUUAACCCAGAGCAAGUGGAGAAGAUCAGAAAGCUACCAAACACAUUGCUCAGAAAGGACAAAGACAUUCUAAGACUAAAGGACUUUCAGGAAGUAGAACUCAUUUUAAUGAAAAAUGGAAGCUCUGAACUGACAGAAUAUACACCAUCUCUGCUCGAAAAGCCCUGCUACAACAGCAAUGCUGCAAAAAUGACGUAUUAGAUGGCAGAAAUGAAAAACGGGAUCAAUAUUUUGUAAAUAAUGAAGUCUGGAUGCAUCUUGUUUGUUAACUUCAUAUGUGUACUUAUUUCCUUGUUGUGCAACUUCUCUAGGCUUGGGA
Bubalus bubalis (water buffalo) is the source of this 728-nucleotide messenger RNA. RefSeq names its product ANKRD40 C-terminal like (gene ANKRD40CL). The coding region runs from base 173 to 610 and encodes 145 amino acids. The record is from RefSeq and is a predicted model, not a curated record. Lineage: Eukaryota; Metazoa; Chordata; Mammalia; Artiodactyla; Bovidae. The transcript is spliced from 5 exons.